Lucilia sericata (common green bottle fly) is the source of this 1269-nucleotide messenger RNA. RefSeq lists its product as uncharacterized. The transcript has a single exon. Lineage: Eukaryota; Metazoa; Arthropoda; Insecta; Diptera; Calliphoridae. The coding region runs from base 1 to 1269 and encodes 422 amino acids. The record is from RefSeq and is a predicted model, not a curated record.
AUGUGGUGUAAAACUCCAGAUUCAAGUUUUUUAAGUCCAUCUAUAAGCUCUGAAUCAAAUCUUGACCUAUUAGAUUCCAUUGCAGAUUUGGCACUUUUUCAAAUAAAUGACAUACCGAAUAUUUUAGGAAAACUGCUCGAUUUGGUGUUUGUCGAUCAACCUGAUGAAUACAGUAUACAACGUAUUAAUCCACUGCUGAUACCAGAAGAUUUUUAUCACCCAACACUUGAAAUCACUGCAUCCAUUAAAUUGCAUUUGCCUGCAAAACCUGACUUAAAUAACAAAAAAGUCUUUGAUUUUAAAAAAGCAGAUUAUUUCAAAUUGAAUUUCCUACUCUCAACUGAAAAGUUAUUUGAAUAUCAUCCAUAUAGUAUUUUAAAUCCACAUAACUUUGAUUUAAUUCUUAAUCAAUUUUAUGAUGGCUUAUUUAAAUGCUUUAAAGCAUCUAUUCCUAUGGUAAAAAGAACAAUUCAUAAUGGCCCACCCUGGAACACAAAACAACUUUCAAGCCUGAAAAAUAUGGAAAACAAACAUUAUAAGAAAUAUAAGAAAUCUGGUCUACCUACUGACUACGCUAGAUAUUCAAUAUCCAGAUCAGCAUACAACUUGGCUCACACACAAUGUUACAAUAACUAUAUUCUUAAAGUAAAGGCAAAUUUCAAAAGUAAUCCGAAAUCCUUCUAUCAGUUUGUCAAUACAAAACGUCGUAUUUCUGGAUAUCCGUCAAUGAUGAAACUUGAUGACAUGGAAUCCUCAAAAGAUUCGGAGAUUUGUGACAUGUUUGCUGAUUUCUUUUCCUCCUCGUAUUCCAACAAGUGCCUAAAUCAAUUAUCCAGUUAUCCAUAUCCAAUUGUUGAGUCGAAUCAAAUCAAUUGUCCAAAAUUACAUUCAUCCACUGUAUUGAAAGCUAUACAAAAGUUAAAAUAUUCGGAUAAAUGUGGUCCCGACGGUGUACCUAGUUGUAUACUUCGAAACUGUUUACACCAACUUGUUCUGCCGUUAACAUAUCUAUUUAAUGCAUCACUUUCUAUUGGUUAUUUUCCUGAUUCUUGGAAAAAAUCAUACAUUAUUCCUUUGUUCAAAUCGGGUGUCAGAUCCAACAUUCUUAAUUAUAGAGGUAUAGCUAAAUUGAGUGUUAUACCUAAACUCUUUGAGAAGAUUGUCACUGAAACCCUAUCACACCAAGCUGCGACAGUCCUAUCUCCAUUCCAGCACGGAUUAAGAAAAGGAUUUUCUACUACCACUAAUCUACUGGAAUUUAAAAACUGA